AUGGAGAGACAAUCUCAUUCUCAUCUCCUACUUCUCUUCUUGACCAUCUUAUUUCCAUUCUCACUUGGGCAAGAAAUAGGAACUGUUGGCUAUGGCUAUGUAAUUGAGCCCACCACCGUUAGUUUAACCAAUAAUUCUUUGAAAGCUGAUCUUAGACCCGUCAAUAAAUCUACUGUCUAUGGGGAUGAUAUUGAAAGUCUCAAUCUUUUGGCCAGCUAUGAAACGAAUGAGCGUCUCAGAAUCAGAAUAACGGACUCCAAAGCACAAAGAUGGGAGAUCCCACAAGAACUCAUUCCCCGCAAUAACAUUCCCUCACAGCAUUUCAAAGUAAGAGGUUCCGUCGACGAUUCUCCGGUCAACCAAGGAGCCCUUCUGGAAAACCAAAUCCUCUCCAGCCCCACCUCUGACCUCAUUUUCACUCUUUAUAACACUACUCCUUUCGGCUUUUCCGUGUCACGCAAAUCCAAUGGCGAUGUCCUCUUUGACUCGUCGCCGGACACGAAUAACUCCAGCACUUUCCUGGUCUUCAAGGAUCAGUACAUCCAGUUCUCCUCCUCACUUCCACAAAACAGGUCUUCCCUGUAUGGCCUCGGAGAGCACACAAAGAGCUCCUUUAAGUUGAAGGCAAAUGACACUUUCACUUUAUGGAAUUUAGACAUUGCAAGCUCAACUCAGGAUGUGAAUCUUUAUGGGUCUCACCCAUUUUACGUUGACGUCCGAUCAGCGUCAGCCGAUGGCAAAGUCCCGGCGGGAACUAGUCACGGUGUUUUAUUGUUGAAUAGCAAUGGGAUGGACAUAAUCUACACCGGUGACAGGAUAACUUACAAGGCGAUAGGUGGUAUAAUUGACUUGUAUAUUUUUGCUGGACCAUCUCCUGAUACGGUUAUUCAGCAGUAUACGGAACUCAUCGGCCGUCCUACGCCUGUGCCAUACUGGUCUUUUGGCUUUCAUCAGUGUCGAUAUGGCUACAAGAAUGUUUCGGAUCUUGAAGGCGUGGUUGCUAGCUAUGCAAAUGCUAGUAUCCCUCUUGAAGUUAUGUGGACAGAUAUUGAUUACAUGGAUGCUUAUAAGAUUUUCACUCUCGAUCCCAUUAACUUUCCUGCUGAUCGUUUGAAAAAUUUUGUUGAUAAACUUCAUCAAAACGGUCAAAAAUACAUUGUUAUUGUGGAUCCUGGCAUUAGCGUAAAUGAUUCCUAUGGAACUUUUAAGAGGGGACUGCAAGCUGAUGUGUUCAUUAAACGUGAGGGCGUUCCUUACUUGGGACAAGUUUGGCCAGGACCUGUCUACUUCCCUGAUUUUCUGAAUCCAAACACCACAACCUUCUGGAGGGACGAGAUUAAACAGUUUCGAGAUAUCGUUCCUGUUGAUGGUCUUUGGCUUGACAUGAACGAGAUAUCUAAUUUCAUCACUUCCCCAUUACUGUCAUACUCCACCUUUGAAAAUCCUCCUUACUGGAUUAAAAAUGCUGGAAAAGGAAAUGAGAUUUUAAUCAACUUUAAGACAGUGCCGGCAUCAUCUAUGCAUUUUGGCGACAUUCCAGAAUAUAAUGCCCAUAACUUGUAUGGACUGCUGAAUGCUAAGGCAACCCAUGAAACCUUAAAAAAUUUGACUGGCAAGAGGCCAUUUGUGCUAUCUAGAUCUACUUUUGUAAGUUCUGGCAAGUAUACUGCUCAUUGGACUGGAGACAUUGCCUCCUCAUGGGUUGAUUUGGCCAACACCAUUCCUGCGAUAUUGAAUUUUGGUUUAUUUGGAAUACCAAUUGUUGGUGCUGAUAUAUGUGGAUUUAUUGGAAAUACAAAUGAAGAACUCUGUCAACGUUGGAUUCAGCUUGGAGCAUUUUAUCCCUUUGCGAGAGAUCACUCAGACAAGAACAGUAUUCGUCAAGAGCUUUAUCUCUGGGAUUCAGUUGCUGCAACAGCCAGGAAGGUGCUAGGACUCCGAUAUCGAUUGCUUCCAUACUUCUACACAUUACUGUACGAGGCACACACCAAAGGAACACCUAUAGCAAGGCCUCUUUUCUUCUCAUUUCCUGAAGACAUCAACACUUACGAAAUCAAUUCCCAGUUUCUAAUUGGUAGUGGCGUACUGGUCUCACCUGUGUUGAAUUCGGGAACAUUCUCAGUUGAUGCCUACUUCCCUGAAGGAAAUUGGUUUAGCCUGUUUAAUUACUCCGAUUCAAUCAGUGUAAGCCCGGGGAAGUAUAUCACACUUGAUACACCUCUUGAACAUAUAAAUGUGCAUGUCAAGGAAGGUAACAUUUUGACCUUGCAAGGAGAAGCUUUGACGACAGAAGAAGCUAGAAAGACAGCAUUUCACCUGCUAGUGGUGGUAAGCAGCCAACAAAACAGCACUGGAGAAGUUUUCUUAGAUGAUGGAGAGAGUGUGGAGAUGGGUGGAAAUGGUGGGAAUUGGAGCUUGGUUAAAUUUAAUGGUGGAGUGGUUGGGGAUACAGCAGUGGUUGGAUCAAGCAUCAUCAAUGGAGAUUUUGCUUUGAGUCAGAAAUGGAUCAUUGGUACUGUGACAUUUAUAGGAUUAAAAAACUUUAAGGAGUUGAAGGGGUAUGAAUUGCACUACAGAAAUGAAACAAGGACUGGAAAUUCAGAUGCCAGAGCAAGCUUCGAUAGCAAUGGACAGAUUGCUGCCUUGGAGUUUCUAAGCUUUUCUUUGUUUCUUGGAGACGAAUUCCAGUUGUAUCUUAAAUUUGGCUUGUAA
This is a messenger RNA of Hevea brasiliensis (rubber tree), 2712 nucleotides long. Its product is annotated as alpha-glucosidase-like. Gene Ontology annotation, molecular function: hydrolase activity, hydrolyzing O-glycosyl compounds; carbohydrate binding. The transcript is spliced from 5 exons. NCBI's taxonomy places the organism in Eukaryota, Viridiplantae, Streptophyta, Magnoliopsida, Malpighiales, Euphorbiaceae. The record is from RefSeq and is a predicted model, not a curated record. Gene Ontology annotation, biological process: carbohydrate metabolic process. Bases 1 to 2712 code for a protein of 903 amino acids.